This is a messenger RNA of Sipha flava (yellow sugarcane aphid), 420 nucleotides long. Its product is annotated as protein FAM200A-like. Lineage: Eukaryota; Metazoa; Arthropoda; Insecta; Hemiptera; Aphididae. The transcript has a single exon. Gene Ontology annotation, molecular function: protein dimerization activity. Bases 1 to 420 code for a protein of 139 amino acids. The record is from RefSeq and is a predicted model, not a curated record.
AUGACAAAAUAUUUCCCAUCUUUGGUUAUUAACGAAUAUGAUUGGGUGCGCAAUCCUUUUGCUGUAACAUCAGAUGUAAUAUCACAUCUAGAAUUAGUUGAACAAGAACAACUUUUAGAACUUCAAUCUGAUCGUUCAUUGAAAUUAAAAUUUAAUGAACUUAAACUGUUUCAGUUUUGGAGUUUUAUUAAAACUGAGUAUCCGAUAAUUACAGAAAUUGCAAUAAAUAUAUUAUUACCAUUUUCUACAACAUAUCUCUGUGAACUUGGGUUUUCUGCACUAACAAAUAUUAAAAAUAAGAAACGUGAACAACUUUUAUCAGUUGAACAAGAAAUGCGAGUGUGUUUAUCGUCGAUCCCUCCUAGAACUGAACUAUUAUGCAAACAACAUCAAGCACACGUUUCACACCAAAAUUUAUAA